Molecule: messenger RNA, 3913 nt
Organism: Magallana angulata
Lineage: Eukaryota; Metazoa; Mollusca; Bivalvia; Ostreida; Ostreidae
Exons: 3
Coding region: 151-2475 (774 amino acids)
Source: RefSeq, a predicted model, not a curated record
GGAAGUGUAACCAAUUUCGCCGAUAGAUGUCGUGUUCGCGCCAGAAUAAUCAAGAGAAAUUUCCUCAGGAUAAAGUUUUGGAGUAGAAUUAUUUGAUGAAGAAUGUGGUGAUUGUAUUGAUGCAGAUAAAAGACCACACAAAAUAGCCAGAUGGCAGGCUUUGAAAGAGAAUUCAUAAUACAUCUGCAGAGUAUUGGUGAAAGUAAUUCCAACAAACCAUUAACAACCAAUGGUGCUAUGAAAGAGAAAAGAGAUUCACAGAAUGUGUACAAAAGAUUGCGCAAGAAGUAUAGAAAACAAUGGUGGGCCAGUGGUGCAAGUAAAAAGAAGUUUGAUUGGCAGAAAAGGAAAAAACUGAAACAUGGUAUUUUUUCAAGCAAUGAUGUAUGGAUGGGAAAUCAGCAGACCUCGUGGUCUGAAUUUCAUUCAAGGGCAGAUACCUCAAAUUGCACUAAUUUACGGAAGGAACCAAGAAACUUCAAUUCUUCUUUGAUGAACAGUGAGACUUUCUGCACAGAUUUUCCAAUAACGGGCAUUUCUCAAGAGUUUUCUGGAAUUCGGGACAAUGGCAAUUCACCUUUUAACAGCAGCAAUAGCUGUGGAUCACCAGAAGGUUUAACUAGUCAAGAACAAGGUUCAGCAAAGCCAGCAAGUGCAUCUUGUACAGAUACUCAGUCAUGUUGUGAACAAAAUAACAAUUCCCAAAACAAUGGGUGCUUAUGUGGGGUUAAUAAAGAUUGUCUUGAAUCUCAACUGCCAGAAGUGCCUGACACACCUCUUUUGCAAAAGGUGUCUGAUAAAGAAGCCGUGAUAUAUUCUUCUUAUGAACUGCAACCUGAUUCUCUUGUUAAAACUGGAGGUCAUCAAAAUUCUGUCCAAAAUAAAGUUGAUAAACCUAAAAGUUGUGUGAUAAACCAACAUUGUGACUCUCAGGUUGUACCCAAACCAUCAACUACAGAUUCAUCAGAAGUCAAUGUCACCAAUUCAAGUUUGAAUACUAGAACUUCAUCCAGAAGAAAAUCAGUUUUAACUCCAAUUGCAUGGCAGCAACAGUUCAUGUCUUUCUUGUCAACACCUCAGGAAGAAGAAGAAGAAACUUGCCCAUCCAACGAUCCAGACUUUGUGUGUCAUGUUGAUAAAGUACCAGCUAAAAUCUCUAGGAGACGCAGGUCUCGUAAUGUGAAGAAUAACAGUUGUGCAUGUUGUAUUGAUGCAGAAAGUCAUAGCAAAAAAGAGAAACAGUCCCGUCAGCAUGAGAAAAAGUUGUUGAAAGAACAAAAACAUUUCAUUCAAGACAUGAUGCGCCUUGUGUCACUGAGAAAUAAAAUUGUUCUACUAUUACAAUGUUUACUACCAGCUGACCUGAAACAUACAGUGAAAGCAGAAACUGAGAGUGUGGAUGAAUUCAUAGAAUUUGUUAUGCGUGUCAUUCGCUCAAGCAACAGAGAGAAGGACCUUGAAUCUGAGGACACGGAUAUUCACUCUCUGCAUAAAUAUCAGGAUGAGAGUGAGUGUUUAGAUGAUGAAAUGCCAGUGCUAGAAAAUUGUACUGCUUAUGUUUCCAAUAUUUCGUCCAAUAUAUCCUCCCCACCUCCAACAUCAAGAUUUCAAAGUCUAUCAGAUUCAGGAAUUGUGCAGGAUCAGUCGUUUACAUGUGAAGCAACCUGUGAAACAAUAUCUGUCAAUGUUGACUUUGCAAAUGAUCAGCAAACCAAUGUGGACUCAGAUUACCAAGGAUUCUUGCCAACAAACAAGCCCAGAGAAAUGAUCUCAUCUGAAGCACUUCCAGAUGGAACUCACAUGGUUAUAGAGGAUGAAGUCAUGAAGGAUGCAAGCCAGGAGAAAGUGAUAUGUGCCAGUGUUCAGGAAAUGGUUCCUAUGGAUAUAGAAGAUGCACAACCCCCCACAGUCAGUACUGCUCCCUCUGAAGUCCCAAUGGAAGAUCAUGACAUAGACAACAAAAGUGAUGAUGACAAAAGCAACGACAAAGUUCCUACAACCUCUGAUGUUUUAGUUGACAAUUGUGAAAAUGAUGUCCAUGUUUUGGACAAAUUAGCAAGUGUUCUCGCCAAUGGUGAUUCGAAAAGUACUUCAGCCUCUAGAUCUGACCCUCUUAUGGAGCUACUAGCAGUUGAAAAGACUAGUGAAACUUUUCCAACUGAAAGUAAGAAUGAAAUGGCAGUUCAAGGUUUAACUUGUGUAGUAGAGACUCCACGUGAUGCUGGCAAUGAAGAGGGUGUAGCUAACACUGAAUCCUCCACAGUUAAGGUCGUCGAAGUGUUUGAACCUUCCGUUGUUUUGUGCAAAAAGCCGAAGAAGUGUCUAAAGAUGUUCAUGAAGAAGGUCCACUCUCUUCUUCACCGACUUUUACCGGGGGUUCAUUUUGAACACCAUUUUUUCAGGAAUUCUGACAAUUUAGAGUACUUAUUAGAUGCUAUCAUUCAAAGCAAUCAAGAACUAUCUGUAGAUGUCUAGUUUGUCUAUAUAAACUGAACUGUUCUUGUUUUUGUAUACCGUAAUUUUUCAUAAGUCAUACACAACGUGUUUACCUUCUCCUCCCAAUAAAUACAGGUUAAUAGAUAAUUCAUGGAAAAAUUUUUAUUAAUUAGAUUGAGUACCGGUACGAUGUAUGUAUGUUAUAUAAGUAUUGUACGUGUUAGUACUUGCCAAAGCCAUUUAAUGGCCAUGUUUUUUUGCUUUGUCUUUCAGUGUACAGCGUUCAUUUUAUGCUCUGUAGCAUAUGACAUGUUUGUCUAAGUCUGUGAGUUUUGUCACAAUGUUUCAGAUGAUGAUUUAUCAUUAAUGUUUUAUGUAAGACUUGGAUCGAAAUGUUUAUAAACAGUUGACCAAAUCAUGUUGUAGAAACUGUGUAUAAGUCCAGUCAAGUGGCUAAGGCAGGGUUUAUAUAAUAGUAUGUCCAAGAUUUUUCCUUCUUUCUACUUUUUUCCUGCUAUUUCUCAUUAAUUUCAUAGGUUGUAAGGUUCAUUUUAAAUAUAAGACUAACAGCAGAUUUGUUAAUUUAGAUAUUUCAAUUACUAUGUGUAUGUAUUCUUGGACAUGUUUUGGAUUUUAAGUAGAGUGCAGUUUUGAUAGAAGUAUGCACAUUUUGAUAUUAUUCCAAAUUUAGAAGAAGGGUGUUUAUGAAAUUCUAUAUUCCUACUUUUAUCUGUGAGUUUUCGGAAACACUUAAAUUGUUUCAUAAUUCAAAUAAUUUUUCAAUUGUUGUUAUGUCACAUUCAAACUCAUUUCAGAUUUAUUUGCAAAUGCAAAAGUUCAACUGGUCAUGAGAUAAUGUUAAAAAUUUGUUUGGUUUUUCAGUCAUGUCUGGCUAAGUAUAAUGGAUAUAAACAUAUUUAUUUUUUGAAGAUAUUCUGGGAGUAUAUGUUUGUAAGGAAGAUGAAAGUUUCAUGCUAAGAUUGGCCUUGAUCAGUGUGAUGACUUGAGUAUUAUAUUUUUAUAUCCCAUUCUAAAAUUUCAAAAACAAAAAUAGUAAAAAUUUUGUGUAUUUUUAAAAGGCAUAUUUGGGGAACUUAUACUGAUGGUCAUAAAUUCAUUUUCAUAAAUGGCAUAUAUGAAGAUAUUUAUGCUGUAAACCAAGUGAUAAAAAACAACAGAUAGAAAUGUGACAGAAAAUUGCUGAGGUUGAAUUGCAUACUACAAUGUUUCUGUAGAUGACUGUUACUAGUCUUUGUUCACUCGAGAAAGGUAGUACCGGGUAUUUUAAGUUUGACAAGCUUAAUGCCAUUUGUGACCAUUUUGUUUCAUACAAAUGAAUCCCAGCAAAUUUUUGGCAUACUGGAAAAAAGUUUGUAUUGCAAUAUUGCGUAAAUAUUUUUGAACUAUCUCUACAUCUCAAUAUUUGUUAUGUUUGUAUUUUUUUUUCUUUAUUGUUGAAAUAAAAAAGUUACUUACA